AUGCACACAAGAAAUUAUGUAAAAUUAAUUAAAUUCUGUAAUAAUGUUGAAUUUAAAAAGAAUGAAGAAAUAGAGAAAUUAGAAGUUUGUAUGGAAAAAUAUAUUAAUUUAAAUAUUUUUCAUUAUUUUAUUAAUAUAAAAGAGUUAUAUUUAGUAAAAAAUAAUAUCACUCAUAUAACACCACUGUUUAAAUGUGUCAAUUUAAUAAUUUUAUUUUUACAAAUUAAUAAAAUUAAGAGUAUUUUAGGAAUAGAAAAAUUAACAAAACUAGAAAAAUUAAAUUUGUUUAAUAAUGAUUUAACUGAAAAAUACAUAAAAAUUGAUGAAAAUAAAAGUUUAACAUAUAUUGAUUUAAGUGAUAAUAAAAUUGAAAAUAUAGAUUUUUUCAAUAAUACUAAUUCUUUUAUACAUAUUAACUUGGCUAAUAAUAAUAUAAAAAACAUAGAUUCCUUAAAAAAUAAUUUGAAUUUGGAGUAUUUAAAUAUUAGCGGCAACAAAAUUGAAAAAUUUGAAGACAUUGAAAUUCUUCAUGAUCUAAAAAAAAUAAAAGAAUUAUACUUGAAUUCAAUAUAUUACAGAAAUAAUAUAUUGACAGAUGGAAUACUUUAUAAGCAUUAUUUUUUCAGUCGUUUCCCUAAUUUAAGAAUUUUAGAUCAUGAAGUAAUAAAAGACAAACAUAGAAAAAUAACUGAUACUGAUUUGGAGAUCUUAAAAAAUAUCAUGGAUUUUAAAAUAAAUUUCAUAGAAGAAAAAUAUAAAAAGGAAAAAUAUUAUAUCUUAUUUAUAAAUAACAAGAAUGUAUCAUAUUUAAAUGACGUUUUAAAGCCAUUCAAUUUUUAUUAUAAUUUAAAAGAAAUAUAUACAUAUGAUGAAAGAGAAAAUGAAAAAAUAUCAAAAAUAGAAAAGGAAAUAAAAUAUUUAAUUAAUGCCUAUACUAUUAGAUUUAACUAUAUAAUGAAUAGAUUAAAAGAAGAAAGAAAUCUACAAAUAAGAUAUAUUAUAACAUCAUUGAGUUCUUACUUCAAUAUUUUUUUUAAAAUUAUAAAUAGAGAAGAGGAAGAAAAAAUUGAAAAUUUGCUAAAGUUAAAUUUUCAUCCACAAGCAUUAAAAAAUUAUUUUAUAGAUGAUAUAAAAAUUGAAAGUAUAAUAAAAGUAAAAAAAUUAAGUCAUAGUAUUCUAAACACAACAAUAGAAGAGCAUAUUAAUAGUUUAAUUUAUGAAAAAAAUUUAUUAUUUUUGCAUCCAUAUCAUUAUUGCAAAAUAAACAGUUACUUUGAAUUUGAUGAAAAAGAAUACAUAGUUGACGAUUGUGAAAAAAAAAAAUUUUUUGAAAAAAAUUAUGUCUGUUCUUCUUAUAAUAUAAAUCAUGUUUUGAAAACUUUGAUUAAGAUAUUUUUAGAAAAUGAUGAGAAAGAUGAUUUAGUUCAUUUAAUUUAUUACAAAAAUAAAAACAAUAACGAUUUUAUGAGUUUAGAAAAUAAUAUAAACAUAAAAAAAAAAAUUAUAAGAAAUAAAAAAUUUGAUUUUCCUAUAUUCCCAAUAUAUGUUGUUGAAAAUUAUUUUUUUCGAAAUGAAUAUAAAGAAGUGUAUGCAUAUAGUUCAACUGAAAACAGAAAAUUGGAUACAGAAAAUGAAGAAUCAUAUAAAAAAGAAAUAGAUAAAGAAAAUAGUGACAUAAUAAAUGAUAAUAAUAUAUUUAAAAAUAAAAAUAUGGAAACAAAAUUUAAAAUAUAUUAUACCUUACCCAAACACACUAAUUUAAAAUAUAUAAUUAACUUGAAUUUAUUAAAUAAAAAUAAAGAAAAAUAUACUGAUAAAAAUGAUGUAAAAAAAAUAAAUUCCAAUAAAAAAGUAGAAAAUCAAAAAAAAAUGAAAAGUGAUUUUUUAAAAUAUUUAAGAAAUAAUAUAAAUACUCUUUCAAAUAAUAAAUUAAAAGACGAUUUUCUUCACUUUAUUUUAAGUUUUGAUUUCAUUAAUUUUUUUAAUAUUACAAAAUAUUUUAUUAAAUUAAGCAAAAUAAUAUGUGAAAUAAAAAAAAAUGCUUCAGUCAUUUUAUUAAAAAAUAAUUUAAACCAUCUAGAAGUUAAUGAAGCAUUUAAUGAAAAUGUAGAGAUAAAUACUUGUAAAGAUUUAGAAAUUUUAAAUAAAAAAAAAAAUGAUAUUAUUAAUAUAUUUAAUAAAUCAAAUGAAGAAGGGAUUAUUUGUGAUAGUAAAAAUGAGAAAAAUAAAAAAGCUUUAUACUUAAAUAAUCUUAGUAUAAGAAAAAUCAAUUUGAAUUCUUUAAAAAAUUAUCCUAAUUUAAAAGAGUUACAUUUAAGGAAUAAUAACAUUAGCAAUUUAAAAUAUUUUUUUCAUUUUUAUGAAGAUGAUUUAAAUAAUUUACUAGUAUUAGAUUUAUCAUGUAACAAUAUAGUUGAUUUAUCUUCAUUAUAUAUGAAAUUUAAAAACUUAAUUCAUCUUAAUAUUUCUUUUAAUUAUUUAUAUGAUUAUACGCAAAUAAUAAAAUUUAGUAAAAAUCACAAAAAAAUUGAAUAUUUGUCAAUCCUUAAUAAUUCUAUAUAUAUCAAAUCAGAAUUUUAUUCUAAUAUUCAUUUUCUAUUUCCUAAAAUAAAAACCUUUAAUGAUAUAAACAUAAUUAAUAAAAAUAAUUUUGAUAUUAAUAACUAUUACUUUGCUACAUCAAAUGAAGAAAUUUUUUAUGAUGAAUAUCUUUUAAAUAAUAUUCCAAAGAAUACAAAUAGGAAAUAUGUAAAUAUAAAGGAUAUUUUAAAUAAGAAAUAUUCAGAAAUAUAUAAAAAUAUAAACACAAAGAAUUAUCAUAAUUAUAUCAAAAUAAUAAAUUUGUCAAAUUUAUAUUUACCUUUAAAUUUUUUAAAUUUUUCCAAUUUUGAAAAUUUAAAAAUUUUGAAUUUAUCUAAUAAUGGAAUAGAGAAUCUAAAUGAUUUAAAAUUACCAAAAAAAUUAAAAGUUUUAAAUUUGAAAAAUAAUAAAAUAUCAUCAUUAGAAUUUUUAUCUGACUUUUUAGAGAUAGAAAAAUUAGUAUUAGAUAACAAUGAAUUGAAAAAUAUUAACAAAAUUAUUUUAUUAAAAAAAUUAAAAAUACUUAGAUGUUCUCAUAAUAAAAUAACAAAUUUGCCUCUAUUUCAAAAUUUAAAUUUGAUGGAACUUAAUAUUCAUAAUAAUUUAAUAAAAGACAUAACGCAUCUUGUUUUAAUUAAAAAUAAGAAAUCAUUAAUUUCUAUUAAUAUAUAUAAUAAUAAAAUAAACUUUUUAAAUUUAGAUAUAUAUUUAAUUCAUAUUUUUCCUAAUUUAUUAAUAUUAAAUAAUAACUAUGUUGAAAAAAAACAAAAUAUUCAGAAGUUUUUUAAGAAUAUAUAUACUAUUGAUGCUUUUUUCGAUAUGUAUAAUUUAUACCCACCAUAUACAUCCUUAUUGUCCCUUGAGAUAAAUAGUCUAAAAAUAAAAAAUAUUUUAUUUAAUAUUAAUAAUGAUAAUUUUAAAAAUUUAAUAAGCUUAAAUAUUUCAAAUAAUUACAUAAGUAAUAUUAAUAAUAUUGGACCAUUAGAUAAUCUAAAAGUUUUAAUAAUGAACAAUAAUAAGCACAUAAAUGAAAAUUCUUUUAUAGAUGAAAAUGAUAAUAGUACAUUAAAUUCUUUCAAUUCAUUAGAAGAGCUUGAUAUUAGUCAUUGCUUGUUAUCAAAAACAACUUUCUUAAAAAAGUGUACAAAUUUGAAAAAUUUGAAAAUUUUAAACCUAGAGGGAAAUAAUAUAAAUACAAUUAAAUAUUUAGAAUGUUUUGAGAAAUUGAAAAUUUUAAAUUUAUCAAAUAACAAAAUAUCAAAAAUUUGUUCUAAUUCUUUUCCUAAUAGUUUAGAAAACUUAGAUAUAUCGAAUAAUUUAAUUAGAAGUUUGAGCUCUUUUUCUACAUUAAAAAAUGUGAAAAAGUUAGAUCUUCGAGUUAAUAGAAUUGAUAAUAUUGAUGAAUUUAAAUAUUUAAAAAGUUUGGAUAAUUUAAAAACGUUAUAUUUAAACGGAAAUAGAAAAAUAAAAGAACAUUUUAUAAUUAUUAAAAAUAUGCUAAAUCAAAUAGAAAAUUUUGAUAAUAAAAUUAUGAAGGAACAGAAUAGCCUAACUCAAUAUUUAGAAGAAAAAAAAGAAGAAGCUAAUAGACAAAAUAAAGAAAUUAACAAAACAAAUAUAUCGAUAGAUUCAAAUAAGAAUAAGUCACCUAAUAAAGAUAAAACUAAAAUGACAAAACUUAAAGGAAUAACAAAUAAAAAAGAUUCCUUUGAUGAUCCAAUUAAAAAAGAUAGUUUUACUAUUAUAGGAAAAAAAGUCAAUAGUAAUGGAAACUAUUAA
Plasmodium gallinaceum is the source of this 4359-nucleotide messenger RNA. It is a transcript of the gene LRR5, whose product is annotated as leucine-rich repeat protein. The record is from RefSeq and is a predicted model, not a curated record. The transcript is spliced from 18 exons. NCBI's taxonomy places the organism in Eukaryota, Apicomplexa, Aconoidasida, Haemosporida, Plasmodiidae. The coding region runs from base 1 to 4359 and encodes 1452 amino acids. Gene Ontology annotation, molecular function: protein binding.